CACCUCACUCCUCAGUCUUUCAAGCGCCGUCGCCGUUGCAACUUGGGAGCGAGACACGUAGUGGGGUAAAAGGAUCAAAUAUCAUCCACAUUAUAAUCAGCAGUACAAAACGAACAUGAGGGAAAUCGUCCAUCUCCAGGCCGGCCAGUGCGGUAACCAGAUAGGCUCAAAGUUCUGGGAAAUAAUCUCAGAUGAACAUGGUAUUGACCCAACUGGAAAUUACGUUGGAACCAACGACCUUCAACUGGAGCGUAUCAAUGUUUACUACAAUGAAGCAAGCAGUCACAAGUUUGUCCCACGUGCCAUACUCGUCGACUUGGAACCCGGUACUAUGGAUUCUAUCCGAAGUGGUCCUAUUGGUCAAAUUUUUAGACCUGACAACUUCGUCUUCGGACAAAGUGGAGCCGGAAACAAUUGGGCAAAGGGUCAUUAUACAGAAGGUGCAGAGUUGGUAGACGCUGUUUUGGAUGUAGUCAGAAAAGAAUCAGAGGGCUGUGACUGUCUUCAGGGAUUCCAGCUGACCCACUCUCUUGGAGGUGGAACCGGCUCUGGUAUGGGAACAUUACUCAUUUCCAAAAUCAGAGAAGAGUACCCGGACCGUAUUAUGAACUCCUUCAGUGUCGUACCAUCUCCAAAGGUAUCAGACACAGUAGUGGAACCCUACAAUGCCACUUUAUCAGUUCACCAGCUUGUAGAAAAUACAGACGAAACAUUCUGCAUCGACAAUGAAGCCUUGUAUGAUAUUUGUUUCCGUACUCUAAAGCUUACAUCCCCCACUUAUGGAGAUCUGAACCACCUUGUCUCUGUCACCAUGUCUGGUGUCACAACGUGUUUGAGGUUCCCAGGUCAACUGAAUGCUGACUUGCGCAAACUCGCAGUUAACAUGGUACCUUUCCCGCGUCUACACUUCUUUAUGCCUGGAUUUGCACCGCUCACAGCACGUGGUAGCCAACAGUAUCGAGCCUUGUCUGUGCCAGAGCUCACGCAACAAAUGUUCGAUGCAAAAAAUAUGAUGGCAGCGUGUGAUCCUCGUCAUGGACGGUAUUUGACAGUAGCUGCCAUAUUCAGAGGGCAGAUGUCUAUGAAAGAAGUUGACGAGCAAAUGCUUAAUAUUCAAAACAAGAAUUCGAGUUACUUUGUUGAAUGGAUUCCAAAUAAUGUUAAGGUUGCCGUAUGCGACAUCGCUCCUAAGGGACUGAAGAUGUCUUCUACUUUUAUUGGCAACUCCACCGCUAUUCAAGAAAUCUUCAAGCGUAUAAGCGAACAAUUCACCGCUAUGUUCAGGCGCAAAGCUUUCCUUCAUUGGUACACUGGUGAAGGUAUGGAUGAAAUGGAGUUCACAGAGGCAGAGAGCAACAUGAACGAUCUUGUCUCAGAAUAUCAGCAAUAUCAGGAAGCAACCGCAGACGACGAAGAGGCAUUCGAAGAUGAGGAAAUUCUUGACGAAGAAGCUGCCUAAUACAGGAGUUCUGAGAAACUUAACUAUUGUCACAUUAUUCUGUCUUGUAUGUAGGUUUAUCUUGUUUUUGUUACAAAUUUAAAAGAUCAAAUUUUUUUUCAUUCACUACAAUUUAUUGUAUAUAAUUUAUUUUACGACACGAAUAUCAGUAAAUAAAGUCCCAGUAUUGAUUUUUAA
Diprion similis is the source of this 1636-nucleotide messenger RNA. Its product is annotated as tubulin beta chain-like. The coding region runs from base 116 to 1459 and encodes 447 amino acids. The transcript is spliced from 8 exons. The record is from RefSeq and is a predicted model, not a curated record. Gene Ontology annotation, biological process: microtubule cytoskeleton organization; mitotic cell cycle. Lineage: Eukaryota; Metazoa; Arthropoda; Insecta; Hymenoptera; Diprionidae. Gene Ontology annotation, molecular function: GTPase activity; GTP binding; structural constituent of cytoskeleton. Gene Ontology annotation, cellular component: microtubule; cytoplasm.